AUGUUCUCGUCAGCACUCAAGUCCUUCAGCUCCAACAUAUCAUCCCACUACCAAAUCUCGCCUGAGCCAGCAUUCAUCUCCGGGCCAUGGAAAGUCCAUGAUGGGACUAAAAAGUCCACCGGCACUGCAGCCUCUAUCUUUAUCUUUGACCGCAAGACAAUAGAGCCUAGAACAGGCGGAUUUGGACGCUCAGCUAGUGCCUCGUCACUGAAAAAGAUUCAUGAAGAGGUGGUUGAGAGAUUGAAACGGGAGGUUAGUAGUCUGACGCGUCUCCGUCAUCCUUCGAUUCUUCAGAUUCUGGAACCGGUUGAAGAGACUCGUAAUGGUGGAUUGAUGUUUGCUACGGAGCCGAUUACGGCUUCUUUGGAUGGCUUAUUGAAGGAGAAAGACUCCCAGGAAGGAGGAGGAAAUGGUGGUUCAAGACCUAGUCGUUAUAUGAUAGAGUCACCGGAUGGAACGAGAAGACGCCGAGAAGUGGAAAUAGAUGAGCUCGAGAUUCAGAAGGGUUUACUCCAAAUUGCCAAAGGGUUGGAGUUCUUGCAUGAAUCUGCCGGUCUUGUUCACGGGAACCUGAAUCCGGAAGCAAUAUAUAUCAAUAUCAAGUCCGACUGGAAAAUCGCUGGACUUUCAUUUGCUGGUCCACCUGAUGGCUCGACGACUCAAUCUUCACUUCCACCUCUGGCACUUUCGGAAGUUUUAUAUCAGGAUCCUCGACUACCGCCCUCUGUCCAGUUGAAUAUGGAUUAUACUUCGCCGGAGUUUGUGAUGGAUUCGAAUGUGUCGCCCGCGGCUGAUUUGUUUUCUCUUGGACUGAUCAUUGUUGCUCUUUAUAACUCGCCGCAUAUUUCUCCACUACAGGCACAUUCCAAUGCCUCCACGUAUAAGAAGCUUCUUACUAAUACAUCCACCACGCCUUCUCAAUCGAACAACUUCCUUUGUACGCGUCCUAUUCCCAAGGAUCUGCUUGGUAGUGUCUUGCCAAGACUGAUUACCAGAAGACCUGCUCAACGGCUGAAUGUGCGCGAGUUCCAGCAAUCAACAUACUUUGACAAUAUUCUUGUGUCCACAAUCCGAUUCUUGGAAUCGUUGCCAGCAAAGACUCAGAAUGAGAAGUCGCAAUUCAUGAGAGGUUUGCAGCGGGUCAUACCCGAGUUUCCUCCGUCAGUGCUUGAAAAGAAAGUGCUAGGUGCACUUUUGGAAGAGACAAAGGAUCGAGAUUUGCUGUCACCUAUAUUACAAAAUAUUUUCCACAUCCUAAAGAAAGUGCCGAACGGACGACGUGUCUGUCCUGAGUUAAUUAUUCCAAAACUCAAAGAGAUAUUCUUGGCCACGGCAGGUAAAGGUGCUGCGCAAGAACGAGAUACGACGAGAGAUGCUGGUCUCAUGGUUGUGCUUGAGAAUUUGAAUGGCAUUGCGGAAAAUUGUACGGGCAAAGAUUUCAAAGAAGAUAUUCUUCCCCUGGUUCAGCUCGCGAUGGAAUCCAGCACGCAUUCUCUAGUGGAUGCAGCUAUGAAAACCUUACCUGUUAUGCUUCCUGUUCUCGACUUCAGUACCGUCAAAAACGACAUAUUUCCUCCAAUCGCGUCUACAUUCAGCAAGACAAACAGUCUAAAUAUCAAAAUUAGAGCCCUGGAGGCAUUUGUUGUUCUCUGCGGUGGUACCGAUGAUAAAUAUGCAGAGUCUGCGGACGAUUUGACGGGCAUAGUUGAAGACAAGAAGAAAGUGAAGAAAUCGUCGCCAUCUAUACUUGACAAAUACACAGUGCAAGAAAAGCUUGUUCCGCUACUGAAAGCGAUCAAGACGAAGGAGCCAGGUGUCAUGAUGGCUGCUUUGGGAGUAUUUCGACAAGUUGGGAAGAUUGUUGACACUGACUUCAUUGCCAUUGAAGUACUCCCAACACUGUGGGCUUUUAGUCUUGGACCGUUGCUAAAUAUCCAACAAUUCGAACAGUUCAUGGCGCUGAUAAAAUCUCUGUCUGCGAAAGUUGAACAAGAGCAGUUACGGAAACUCCGAGAGCUUUCCUCAAAAGAGGAUUCAUCUGUACUUCGGCAGACAACAGGGAGUGGUCUUGGAAUGCAUGCAACUUCUGGUGUUGAGGAUACGUCGAACGACUUUGAACGACUUGUUCUUGGACGCCAAGGUACUGGCAAUAUCAACGGGGAUGGUGGUUGGGAUAGCUUGACCGCUGACAACGUACCAAUCAAACCGGCGACACAAGUAACGUCGCCAACAUUCUCGUGGUCAUCUAGUGCUUCACAACCUGCGCAAAGACCUAGUAUCGGUGGACUUGCGUCGACAGGACCGACUUCUCGCUCUAUUACUCCAGAUAGCAAUGUCGGGGGCUUCCCAUCACUUGAGCCCAAUCGCCAGAGGUCUUCGGGAGCUUCGGCCUUUGGUGUAUUGCAACCACAACAGCUGCAGUCAUCUACGACAUCUUGGAGUACGUCUCAGCAGCCACUCCCGCAGAGUUUUGGUUCUUCUCCUUCAAUGAUGACUGCAACCAAUACAACAGCAUUUCCCUCACCUGGAGGAACCGCACCUAACUAUUCGGCAUUCUCUAUUCCCCCUCCUCCUUCUACUCAGACACAAUACCAGUCGAAACCCCCAUCAGUGAUACAGCCGAAUCCUUGGGCGUCUAGUGGAGUACCUAAUACUGCCCCUCAGGCAACAGUACCACAACCUCCUGGACAGCAAAAGGGCGGUCUGGACAAAUAUGCAAGUUUGUUGUAG
Molecule: messenger RNA, 2730 nt
Organism: Talaromyces marneffei
Lineage: Eukaryota; Fungi; Ascomycota; Eurotiomycetes; Eurotiales; Trichocomaceae
Exons: 2
Coding region: 1-2730 (909 amino acids)
Biological process (GO): protein phosphorylation
Molecular function (GO): protein kinase activity; ATP binding
Source: RefSeq, a predicted model, not a curated record